This is a messenger RNA of Daucus carota subsp. sativus, 2094 nucleotides long. Its product is annotated as phosphoinositide phospholipase C 2. Gene Ontology annotation, biological process: release of sequestered calcium ion into cytosol; phosphatidylinositol-mediated signaling; lipid metabolic process. The record is from RefSeq and is a predicted model, not a curated record. Bases 77 to 1864 code for a protein of 595 amino acids. The transcript has 9 exons. Gene Ontology annotation, molecular function: phosphatidylinositol-4,5-bisphosphate phospholipase C activity. Lineage: Eukaryota; Viridiplantae; Streptophyta; Magnoliopsida; Apiales; Apiaceae.
CAUUAUAAAGUCAUAAACUUUCACAAGAGAAAAAAAACACACACAAACACACUAUUUCCCUCUCAUUUAUAAUAAGAUGUCGAAGGAAAGUUACGGAGUCUGCUGGUGUUUCCGGCGGAAGUUCAAGCUUGGCACCGCGGAACCACCGCAAGAGAUCAAAGAGUUGUUUGAAGUUUACUCGGAAAACGGAAUCAUGAGUACUGAUAAUUUAGUGAAGUUCAUGACGGAAGUUCAGGGAGAAGACGAGAUCACCGGCGAACACGUCGAAUCCAUAAUGGAGGAAGCAAAUCACAAACACCGCCACCUUCAUCUCCACCACCGGAAAACUAUGACUCUGGAAACUUUCUUCCGCUAUCUAAUCAGCGACACCAACUCUCCGCUCCUUCCUCCCAGGGUACAUCAUGACAUGACAGCCCCCGUGUCACACUAUUACAUAUAUACCGGCCACAAUUCAUAUCUAACAGGAAAUCAACUGAGCAGCAAUUGCAGCGAUGCCCCAAUCAUAGAUGCUCUGCACAGAGGUGUGAGAGUGAUUGAACUGGAUAUGUGGCCUAAUUCUACCAAAGAUAAUGUCCACAUUCUGCAUGGAGGGACACUGACGACGCCUGUGGAACUACUGAAAUGUCUGAAAUCUAUCAAAGAACAUGCUUUUGUGGCAUCCGAAUAUCCUGUCGUACUAACCCUAGAAGAUCAUCUUACUCCUAAACUUCAAGCUGUAGUUGCCAAGAUGGUCACUGAGACAUUUGGAGAUUUACUGUUUACAUCCAAGUCAGAAAGCUUUCCAGAGUUUCCUUCCCCCGAAUCAUUGAAGAAAAAAAUUAUUAUUUCAACCAAACCUCCAAAGGAGUAUCUUGCGAGUGAUAGUGUGAAAGUUGCACAAAGUGAUAUUCAGAAGGGUGAUAAUUCUUUCGAGGAAAAGGGCUGGGGAACAGAAGUUUCGGAUAUGAAAUCAGAAUUUGAAGGCUUUGAUAGGCAGAAGUAUGAAGUAGAGGAUGCAGAAAGUCCCUUGGAGGAUGAUCCCAAAGAUAGGAAUGCCAACACGAAGCAAAAUGCUGAUCCUGAGUAUAAACAUUUGAUUGCAAUCCGUGCAAGGAAGCGAAAAGGAGGAAUCAAGGAUUGGUUUCAUGACGAUCCUUCUUCAGCCACAAGGAUCAGUUUGAGGGAACACAAUUUGGAACAUGCUGUUAUAAAUCAUGGAGCAGAUGUUAUCCGGUUUACUCGAAGAAAUCUGCUUAGAAUAUUUCCAAAAGGUUCACGGGUUGAUUCAUCGAAUUACAAUCCACUAAUCGGAUGGAUGCAUGGAACACAAAUGGUUGCAUUCAACAUGCAGGGGCACGGGAGACCACUUUGGCUGAUGCAGGGCUUGUUUCGAGCCAAUGGCGGGUGUGGUUAUGUGAAAAAACCAGAAAUUCUACUGAAGGAUGGUCCAGACAAUGAGGUUUUUGACCCCAAGAAGAAAUUACAAGUAAAACAAACUCUGAAGGUUAAGAUAUUCAUGGGAGAAGGCUGGCAUUUAGACUUCAAGCGCACUCACUUUGACCUAUAUUCACCACCAGAUUUCUAUGUGAAGAUAGGAAUUGCCGGGGUUCCUGCUGAUUCAGUUAUGAAGAAAACAAAGAUAAUAGAAGACAAUUGGAUACCAACAUGGAAUGAGGAGUUUGAGUUUCCCUUAACAGUUCCGGAAUUGGCACUGCUUCGAAUAGAAGUACAUGAGUAUGACAUGUCAGAGAAGGAUGAUUUUGGAGGGCAGACAUGUCUACCUAUGUCAGAGUUGAAAACAGGAAUUCGAGCCGUUGCUCUUCAUGACGAGAAAGGGGACAAAUACAAAUCUGUGAAGCUACUCGCCCGUUUUGAAUACGUUUGAUAUGAAUCCUCCAUUAACAUUAUUUGUGUUUCUUGUGAUAAGUCUUCCGCAACAUUUUUUGUGUGUUCUUGAGUGCAUUUUUAUGGUUUCUAUAUUCUUCUGAUUCUCAAUAGCACUGUGAAUCGGAACUACAAUGCAUAUACUCUAUGAACUGUGAGUGAUAAAUAAACUGAAUGAGCAUACUCUGGCUUGCUCACUCUUAAUGGCUCAGAAUGCCGAUUUUUUUUUAA